Messenger RNA from Didymosphaeria variabile, 900 nucleotides. RefSeq lists its product as uncharacterized. Lineage: Eukaryota; Fungi; Ascomycota; Dothideomycetes; Pleosporales; Didymosphaeriaceae. The record is from RefSeq and is a predicted model, not a curated record. Bases 1 to 900 code for a protein of 299 amino acids. The transcript has 2 exons.
AUGCAAGAGAAGGCGUAUCCACCGGGAAAUCACCGGAGCAUGAGCUCUGGUAACUUGGGGAGUUGGCGAGCACAUAUGGAUAUAAUACGAGAGAUUGUCGUUCAGAAUCUUUCCACCGCAUUGGUUCUCGAAGAUGAUGUCGAUUGGGACGUUCGCAUCCGCACACAGCUCCUCUCCUUCAGUCAAGCCACACGCAAACUCUCAUCACUCGCGCAAGAGCUGGGGCAUGAACAGGAUAUUCCUCCUGCCUUCGAAACCAAGUCCCAAAAUCCAGUCGAGCUCGCGAAACGCUCUUCCCUCCCCCUCAUGUCCACGGUUACACCAAAAGACGCGUACGGGCGCGAUUGGGACGUUCUCUGGCUCGGCCAUUGCGGUGCCAACCUGCCUCCACCUUCUCCAGCCCAUCGGAAUCGCCUCAUCUUAUUGAACGACGUGACCGUGCCCGCACCAAAACACCUCCGCCUCCGCGAAUCCUCCUCACCCGACCCCAUUGCAACGCUUUAUCCACCACACACGCGGGUCUACCACCAGACUUCCAACAGCACAUUUUGCACGCUAGCCUACGCCGUUACGCAGGGCGGCGCCCGCAAGAUCCUAUUCGAGCUUGGAGUUCGGGCUCUUUCCAAAGGCUUCGAUUUCGCACUGUCGGAUUAUUGCGGAGGGUUGGUCAAGGGCGACGAAGCCCAAUGGAGAAGCGUAGAAAGGAAGUUGAAUUGUGUGACUGUACAGCCGCCGCUCUUCAGCCAUCAUUGGAAUGAAAGGGGUAAAAGUGACAUCAUGGGUUUGGGGAUCGGAGGAAGGCCAGAGGCGGGGAGUCGCUAUGUUAUCAGGAGCGUGAGGGCGAAUUUGGAGGGUUUCGCGGAGGGGAGUGAUACGUUGUUUGAGCAGUGGAGUGAUUGA